This is a messenger RNA of Exserohilum turcica Et28A, 1626 nucleotides long. RefSeq lists its product as uncharacterized. The record is from RefSeq and is a predicted model, not a curated record. The transcript has 3 exons. Lineage: Eukaryota; Fungi; Ascomycota; Dothideomycetes; Pleosporales; Pleosporaceae. Bases 176 to 1282 code for a protein of 368 amino acids.
AACUCCGAGCUCCGUCUCACCCCUUAUACCAAGCUCCGCCGCCCCAGACAAGACUUCAAUCGCUCCCGCCCGCUUCCGACCAGCCAGCCUGCUAUCAGCCGGCCUUUCCGCCUUUUUAUUCUGGCCACGCUGCCGCACUGUUGCACUAUUGCUACCCGCCUGGACCGCACUGCACAUGGCUGCCGAACAACCAUCCAGCGAGCCUCUCAGGCCAACAACGCCUCCCACCGACGCCUCGCGCCCUACCACCGCCGGCCGGACAGACACGCUUCCCGUGCCCAGUUUCCAGAUUGACGGCGUAAGCGACGACAAGGACCAUGAGCUUCGUGUUGCCCGUGCCAAUCACCCAUCAAGCCUUAAUCCAAGCGCGCAGCCAAGUCGAGCUGCAUCGCCAAAUCCUCAGGCUUACUUUCCCCACACCCAGGUCACGUACGAUGACCCGGACUUCACCCGACCGCCUCCCCUCAACUACACGCUGCGCACACGCAAAAAGGCCAUUUUCUGGUUCUGGACUCUGAUCAUUGUCGACUGCGUCUUCAUGCCCAUUGGCCUCUACUUUGGCAUGUGGUAUGGCCUCACCCGCGAUGAAUUGUCCGCCAACGCAGUCUUCAGCAUCAGCACCGCCCUGCUGGGAACCGUGUCGAUUGUCGAGUACUUUGUCCGCUUUCACCGCUUGUGGAAAAAGAGCUCAAGCUGUAGAGUGAUUGGAGCCGAACGAUGGUAUCUCGACUGGUUCCACUGGAACUUGUCGGUGGGAUGGUUUUUUGUCAUGAUCGAGCUUAUCGCUGGCACAUGUCCCCACGACCCUCCUAUUCGCGUUCUCGCCAUGCCCGCCUCUACUAUGAUGUUUGCCAUUGGAAUCGAGCUCCUCAUCGUCGACGUCCUACGCAUCAUGAAGGUCCCAGCCCCUUGCCGUAUCUCUUCUCUGCCCCAGGGUGCCCCCCUGCGUCCUGGUAUCUACGCCUACAUUGAGGACAUUUGCGCCGUUGAUGGAUCUGGUGGCACCGAGUUCCGUCAGCGACUAAACCUCCGAUACCAGGCCAGCAAGGCUUUCCGUGAGAUGCUGCACCGCCUGACACUGUUCUGGGCCAUUGGCGCCAUCAUCACCGCCGCCGUCUGCACCGCCAUCAUCUUUACUAUCCAGCGAGAUGCUGCCUAUGUUGUCGGCUGGGUGGUUCCAUUUCUCUGGGCCGGCAUCUGGGCUGCCAUUACCAUCAAAUGGGUCCAAAUCGAGCUCAAGCGCGAAUAUGAAGGAUGGACUACGGCCCAGUUUAAAGCCUAGCCAUAUCCUCCUCUGUUGUCCCCCUAUGUUAACCCAAACUUGUAAUAAGACGUACACGCAUCACUAGACACAUGAAAGCUCAUGCAUGAGCUAUGGCGUUUGAAUGAGGGCCACGCCUUUGACGUUUGUUUUUUUCACUAUUGUUGUUUCUUGGUUUUUUUUUGUGUCUAAAAUGUCCACACAGCGAGAUACCACUUUUUUUUGGCACGCGGAAUACCAGUAUACAUGUUUUUUUUUCCUCUUCCUCUUACGUUGCAUGGAUGAUGAAGUAAUACGGAUAUCGCAUAUAUCUAUGUAUGUAUUAAUACGUCUUGGUCGGCGAGCUGGCUCAAAUUCACACCAAC